Molecule: messenger RNA, 3663 nt
Organism: Saccharomyces eubayanus
Lineage: Eukaryota; Fungi; Ascomycota; Saccharomycetes; Saccharomycetales; Saccharomycetaceae
Gene: SCP160
Product: Scp160p
Exons: 1
Coding region: 1-3663 (1220 amino acids)
Biological process (GO): nuclear division
Cellular component (GO): cytoplasm; nucleus
Molecular function (GO): mRNA binding
Source: RefSeq, a predicted model, not a curated record
AUGUCUGAAGAACAAAGUGUUAUUGAUACACCUCCUACCACCGUCGACGGUUCUGUUGAAACUGUUACCACCAUCGAUUCACCAAGUACUACUGCCUCUACCAUUGCUGCUACCGAAGAACAACCUCGUUUGGAAAAGAAGCCAACCCCAUUGCCAUCUCUGAAGAAUUUGCCCUCUUUGGGUUCAAAUGCUGCCCUAGCUAGCGUUAAGGUCAACUGGGGUCCAAACAUGAAACCUGCUGUCUCUAACUCCCCAUCACCUUCCCCUUCUGGCCCUGCAUUGAAUACAGGUCUUGGCGCGAAGAGAAUGCGUUCAAAGAACAUCCAAGAAGCCUUUACGUUAGAUUUGCAAUCUCAAUUGUCAAUCACUAAACCAGAAUUAUCUCGUAUUGUUCAAUCAGUCAAGAAAAACCACGAAGUCUCUGUCGAAUCUACUCUUUCCAAGAACGCUCGUACCUUUUUGAUUUCUGGUGUGGCCGCUAAUGUUCACGAUGCAAAGAGAGAAUUAGUGAAAAAAUUGACAAAACCAAUCAACGCCGUCAUCGAAGUCCCAUCCAAAUGUAAAGCAAGUAUCAUUGGUUCUGGUGGUAGAACCAUCCGUGAAAUCAGUGACGCUUACGAAGUUAAGAUCAAUGUUGCCAAGGAAGUCAAUGAAGACUCUUACGACGAAGACAUGGAUGACACUAUGAGUAAUGUUUCACUAUUUGGUGAUUUUGAAUCGGUUGAUAUGGCUAAGGCUAGGAUCUUGGCCAUUGUUAAAGAUGAAACUAAGAACGCCACUAUAAAAUUGGUUGUCGAAGAUGAAAAAUACUUACCAUACGUUGAUGUUUCCGCCUUUGCUUCCAAUGAUGAUGACGACGAAGUCAAAGUUCAAUUUUAUCAAAAAUCAGGCGAUAUUGUCAUUUCUGGUCCUCGUGAAAAUGCUAAAGCCACCAAAGCAGCCAUUCAAGAUUACUUGAAAAAGUUAGCCUCCGAUUUAGCCCAAGAGAAGGUUAAGAUUCCAACUAAGUUCCAAUUUUUGAUUGAUGCUAAGGAAUUGAAAGAAAAGUACAAUGUCAUUGUUACCUUCCCAUCUACUCCUGAAGAUGAAUUAGUGUCAUUUGUUGGUCUACGUGACAAAGUGACCGAAGCCAUUACUUACGCUAGGUCUUCUUCCAAGAGCUACGUGGUUGAGUCUUUAGAUAUUUCCAAGGCCCAUAGUAAAAACGUUGCUCACGCAAAGAAUCUGAUAAUGUACUUUACCAAAUACUCUGUAUUAAAGAGCCUUGAAGAUUCCCACCCCAAUGUUAAGAUAUCUUUGCCAUCCGUCCAAUCGCUACCUGCCGCCGAAACUGUUACCGUCCACAUUAGUGCAAAGUCUGACGAAGCAAAUGACAUCAAGGCAGCUCGUAAGGAGUUGAUUUCCUUUGUCAACAAUAUCCCACCUUCUGAAACCUUGACCGUUACAGACUUAGAUUACGAGUUAUUUGGUGGGUCAAUCAAACACUCCUUGUUGGCUUCUGAGAGUGAUGUUGCCUUUGUCCAAUUUGGUGACUAUUAUCCAAAUGAUAACACCAUUUUGCUUGUUGCCUUAACCGGUAGUGAAGAUUUCAAACCAUCCAUCGAAGAGAUUCAGGCAUCCUUGAAGAAGGUUAAUGAGUCACUAGACCAACUACGUACUAAGCAAAAUAGCAUGGAAAGUAACACUUAUGAAUUUUCUCCAGAAGUUCAGGAUUCCCUCUUUAGUCCAUCUUCUGCUACAUUGAAAUUGAUCUUGGAAGAUAUUUCUGAAGAAGAAGGUCACAUUCAAAUUAAACUACAUACACCUGAAGAAGGCCAAUUGACUGUUAGAGGUGAUGAAAAGGCUGUCAAGGUGGCCAAUAAAAUUUUUGAAUCUAUUGUGAACUCCCCAUCAAACAAGAGCAAAAUGACUGUUGAUAUUCCAGCCAACUCUGUUGCCAGAUUAAUUGGUAAUAAAGGUUCUAACCUGCAACAAAUUCGUGAGAAAUUCGCAUGUCAAAUUGAUAUUCCAAAUGAGGAAAACAACAGCGCCACUAAAGAUAAAACCGUCGAGGUUACUUUAGUUGGUUUAGAAUACAAUUUGACUCAUGCUAAAAAACACAUGGCCGCCGAAGCUAAGAAGUGGGCUGAUAUUAUUACAAAGGAACUAAUUGUCCCAACAAAGUUUCACGGUAACAUGAUUGGUCAACACGGUACCUACCGUAACCGUUUGCAGGAAAAAUACAAUGUUUUCAUCAACUUCCCAAGAAACAGUGAAAUCGUCACCAUUAGAGGUCCUUCUCGUGGUGUCAAUAAGGCACAUGAAGAAUUGAAGGCAUUGUUAGAUUUUGAAAUGGAAAACGGUUACAAAAUGGUUAUUAAUGUUCCAGCCGAACACGUCCCAAGAGUUAUUGGUAAAAACGGUGACAAUAUCAAUGAUAUUAGAGCUGAAUUCGGUGUCGAAAUGGAUUUCUUACAAAAGAGCACCGAUCCAAAAGUUCAAGAAACCGGUGAAGUUGAAUUAGAAAUUACCGGUUCUAGACAAAGUAUCAAGGAUGCUGCCAAGCGUGUGGAAUCUAUUGUUGCUGAAGCUUCCGACUUUGUCACUGAAGUUUUGAAAAUUGACCACAAACACCAUAAAUCUAUUGUCGGUAGUGGUGGCCACACAUUGAGAGAAAUCAUCUCUAAGGCYGGUGGUGAAGAAAUCAGAAACAAAUCUGUUGACAUUCCAAACGCAGAUUCAGAAAGCCAAGACAUCACUGUUCAAGGUCCAGAAAAAUUUGUCAAAAAGGUUGUUGAGGAAAUUAACAAGAUUGUCAAGGAAGCUGAAAACAGCGUUACCAAGACUCUCGAUAUUCCAGCAGAAAGAAAGGGUGCUUUGAUUGGACCUGGUGGGAUGGUUCGCCGUCAACUGGAAUCCGAAUUUAGCAUCAAUCUUUUCGUUCCUCAUAAGGAUGACGCUAGUGGCAAAAUCACUAUCACUGGGUUACCAGAAAACGUUGAAAAGGCAGAAAAGAAGAUCUUAAAUGAAAUAAUUAGAGAAAACUUUGACCGAGAAAUUAACGUUCCAGCUUCUAUUUACGAAUAUGUUUCAGAACGUGGUGCUUUCAUUCAAAAACUGAGAAUGGAUUUGUUCGUUAAUGUUAGAUUUGGUAACACUGCCAGGAAAGCUAAUAAACUAGCCCGUGCUCCAAUUCAAAUUCCAUUAGAAAAUGUUCGUGGCUCUACAGAAGGUGAAAAUGCAGAAAAGACUAAAUUUACCGUUGAGGAAGUUGGUGCACCAACAUCUUCUGAAGAAGGAGAUAUCACCAUGAGAUUGACCUACGAACCUGUUGAUUUAAGUAGUAUUCUCGGCGAAGAAGAAAAGGAAGUCAAGAAGGACGCUUCAAACGACUCUGCUAAGAAGGAAGAAGCCCUCGACACUGCCGUUAAAUUGAUUGAGGAAAGAAUUGCGAAGGCACCAUCUGCCACAUAUGCUGGUUAUGUUUGGGGUGCCGACACCAAAAGAUUCAAUAUGAUUGUCGGCCCAGGUGGUUCCAACAUCAAGAAAAUCAGAGAAGCAGCUGACGUUGUUAUCAAUGUCCCAAGAAAGUCUGACAAUGUAAACGAUGUUGUGUACAUUAGAGGUACCAAAGCUGGUGUCGAAAAGGCCGGUGAGAUGGUAUUGAAAUCUUUAAGAAGAUAA